AUGAACAAGCUCAGUUUGGUUUUCGCUUUCCUGUUCCUGGGAGUCGCCAUCGGCGAACUUCCGCCGGAGUUCAACUAUGAAGAAGUCCCAACUCUCUUUGAGAGCCCGCCAGGACCUGCGCCCGAGGGCGUUUACUUCGAGCCCGAUGAUAUGGACGACAACCCAGAGUUCCAGGGUCGCGUUGUUGGAGGAACUUCCGCCACUUCCGCCGCCCAGUUCCCGUACCAGGCCAGUCUGAGGACUGCUGGCAACGCUCACUUCUGCGGCGCCACGAUCAUCGCCUCCCGAACCGUGCUCUCCGCCGCCCACUGCACAGUCGGCCGCGGAACCGGAUCCACUCGCGUGGUCGUUGGAACGCAUCUUCGCCUGUCCGGCGGAGUCUCUCACGCCGUCAACAGGAUCGUCAACAACCCGAGGUACAACGCCAACACCAUCGCCUUCGACGUCUCCAUCGUGCAGACCAGCGCCACGUUCACCUUCAACAACAACGUGCGCCAGAUCGGAUUGGGCUCUGCUCACGUCGGAGGAGGCGUCGCUGCCCUUGUCUCCGGAUGGGGCCAGACUUCCCACCCCGGAAGCCUUCCCAACGCUCUCCAGUGGGCGCGUCUCACCACCCUCACCAACGCCAACUGCCGCAGCCGCCACACCGCCAACAACGCUCGCAUGGUCUUCGACCACAAGAUCUGCACCUUCACGCGCGUCGGCCAGGGAAUCUGCAUGGGCGACUCCGGCGGCCCGCUCGUGAUCGGAAGCAACGUCAUCGGAAUCCCAUCCUGGGUCAUCCCGUGCGCCCGUGGCUUCCCGGACGUGUACGACCGUGUCUCCAGCCACAGGAGCUGGAUCAUCUCGGUCAUGUAA
Messenger RNA from Phlebotomus argentipes, 858 nucleotides. RefSeq names its product trypsin alpha-3-like. The coding region runs from base 1 to 858 and encodes 285 amino acids. Gene Ontology annotation, molecular function: serine-type endopeptidase activity. Gene Ontology annotation, biological process: proteolysis. NCBI's taxonomy places the organism in Eukaryota, Metazoa, Arthropoda, Insecta, Diptera, Psychodidae. The record is from RefSeq and is a predicted model, not a curated record. The transcript has 2 exons.